AAGAGAAGCAAGCAUUAAACGUAAACAAGAACUGUUCAAACUGUUGGAAUUUUAUAGUAAAAUAUCGAUUCAGAGAUCCAAAGAUACAAAGAGCGGGAAGCUUCACAGAGCGUAGCACGCGCAAUCAGAUAUAAAUACUCGUAUCUUUAGUAUAGAAGCCACAACAAACUGAAGGAGAUGAAUCGAAGUUUGCCCUCGAAUGGCAGCCGCAGCCACAGCCACAGCAUCGGACUUCCGGCUCUGCUGUUUACCCUCCUGCUGUGUCUAGUCGCCCAGGCAGCCAGUCGACCCUCAACGGAGGAUGAGACCGACAUUGCAGUCCUGCCCCCGGACACAGACAAUGUGGAGAUCCAUCAAAUGAGAAUGGUGGAUGGUGUCUUGCAAGCGGAUCACCCUGUGAUCAUGUACAAGGAGGAUUUCGUCAGCGAGGAUUAUGAUCCCAACAAAAACGAGACCACCUUGGUGCACCACAAGAAGCACAGGAAGCACUCGCGGACACAGCACCAACGCCGUGAGCCCCAGCUUGAGAAGGAGGAGGAGAAGAUCUACUUUGAUGUGCUUCCCGACAAGCCCAUUGUGCUGAACGAUGACCUGGCAGCAAUGCCGGUCAAGCACCUAGACGAGGCCUCGCAGCUGGUGAAGCCCACGAAGGAGGAGUGGCUGCGAAAGAUUGGCCCCAAGAAGUACCACAGCCGUAGGCGUCGUGAGGCCUAUGCACCGUGGGGCCCGUCCAACUACUACCAGACGCCGUCGCAAUCGGUCUACUUCCAGCACCCAGCACCGGCACCAUCCUAUUACUAUCUGCCAGCACAGCCAGCUCAAAGAUUGCCCGUGUCGGGUAAGAAGCCGCAGCUGCAGGGCAAACUGCCCAUUUGGCAGAACAAAAACGACGACAAUGUUGCCGUACCAAACGGCAUCGGCAGCAGGGACGACUUUCUGGAGCACAACUCGGACCCAGCGCUGGCCGACUUCUCGAUAUUCAAUCAGCCCAGACCCAGCUCCAGCAGCCCUGCACCCAACUUCGACUCUGGAGCAGGCCGGAGUCCGACUGCAUCGAACAGUCAAGCCUGGGAACCCAGCAGCAACUCCCGUCCAGAGAGCCGACCCGUCUGGUCAUCGACGAGGACGACAGCUCGGCCAUGGGACUCCCGGCCCGCGCCACAAACUGCCGCGCCCAACUCGCCUAGAGCGACGCCCAGGCCCACACCCUCGCCCAAGGUCACCAACUGCGUGUGGGCGAUCGUGAAUUGCUGCUCGAAGAACAGCAAGAAGAUCCGCUACAACUGCUUCGAGGAGUUCGGCUGCAGCGGCGCCUUCUGGGACAUCAAUCCCUGCGCUGAACAGAGCGUCUUCGAUGGUGCGUUAUCCCGAGUGUUGGACAACUAUCCGUAGGCGUCGCCUCGUGUCGUGUCGUGUCGUGGUGGUGCCAAAGCUGCCAAAGUAUAACCCCAAAAUCUCAACAAAACAAAACACUUAAUUUAUUUACUCGCAUAAGUCACAACUUUAUAAUAAUAAUAAAGCAUUUGCUUUACCGUGAA
Messenger RNA from Drosophila subobscura, 1538 nucleotides. RefSeq lists its product as uncharacterized. The record is from RefSeq and is a predicted model, not a curated record. Bases 178 to 1392 code for a protein of 404 amino acids. NCBI's taxonomy places the organism in Eukaryota, Metazoa, Arthropoda, Insecta, Diptera, Drosophilidae. The transcript is spliced from 6 exons.